AUGGAGCCGGGCCGGGCCCUGCGGGACGCCGGCUGGGCGGCCCUGCUGGUGCUGUUCGCGGCCUCGCUGCUCACGGUGCUCGGCUGGCUGCUGCAGUCCGCGCGCGGCUGGUGGCGGCGGGGGGUGCCCGGGGACCGGAGCCCGGGACCCGCUCCGGCGGCCGAGCCCGGGGGGCCCCUGCGGGAGCUGGGAGCGUGGCGCUCGCUGCUGAGGCUGCGGGCCGCUCCGACCGGCGCCCCGGGGGAGCCCGGCGUCCGGGGCCUCCUGGCGUCCCUGUUCGCCUUCAAGUCUUUCCGGGAGAACUGGCAGCGGGCGUGGGUGCGAGCGCUCAACGAGCAGGCCUGCCGGGCCGGGAGCUCCAUCCAGAUCGCCUUUGAGGAGGUGCCCCAACUCUUACCCAGAGCCAGCAUUGGUCAUGUGACCUGUGUAGACCAAUCAGAGAACACCAUGGUGCUGCAUUGUCAGCUCUCUGCUGAGGAGGUGAUGUUCCCAGUUUCUGUGACCCAACAGUCCCCCGCUGCCGUCUCCAUGGAGACCUACCACGUCACUCUGACACUGCCACCAACACAGUUGGAAAUUAACCUAAAGGAAGUCCCUGGCGAGGGGCUCCUUGUGUCCUGGGCCUUCAGGAACCGCCCAGAACUCAGCCUGACUGUGCAUCCCAAGCUGCAGGCCAGAGAGAGAGGUGAGGAGCAGGUGGAGGUCUCCACGAUUGCGGAGCUGAUAGAGGAUGCCAUCGUCAGCACCCAGCCAGCCAUGAUGGUCAACCUCAGGGCGUGCUCUGCCCCUGGAGGGCUGGUGCCCGGUGAGAAGCCCCUCACGCUGUCCCAGGCCCAGCCAGCCAGCCCCAGGCCCACCCGGUUACUCCUGCGGCAGCUGCGGGCCUCGCACCUGGGGAGUGAGCUGGAAGGCACCGGGGACCUGCGCUGCGCGGCCGAGCUCGACAACCCCGCGCAGCAGAGGUGGACCAAGCCCGUGAGGGCGGGCCCCGAGGUGGAGUGGACGGAGGACCUGGUCCUGGACCUGGGCCCCCAGAGCCGGGAGCUGGUGCUCAGGGUGCUGAGGAGCAGCCGCGGUGGAGACGCCGAGCUCCUGGGCCAGGCCACAGUGCCCGUGGGCUCCCCUUCCAGACCGCUAUCCCGGAGACAGGUGUGCCCGCUCACCCCAGGGCCCGGGACCGCCCUGGGACCCGCAGCCACCGUGGCAGUGGAGCUUCAGUAUGAGGAGGGUUCCCCCCAGAACCCCACCCCCUCCACGCCACGCCCCAGCAUCACACCUACCAAGAAGGUCGAGCUGGACCGCACCAUCAUGCCUGAUGGCACCAUUGUCACCACGGUCACCACUGUCCAGUCCCGGCCUCGCAUUGUAGAUGGCAAAUCAGCAGACUCCCCCUCCCGCUCCCCGUCCAAGGUGGAGGUGACCGAGAAGACCACGGUGCUGAGUGAGAGUGGCGGCCCCAGCAGCGCCCCCCCCAGCAGCAGCCGGGAGAGCCACCUUGCCAAUGGCCUUGACCCUGUGGCAGAGACGGCCAUUCGCCAGCUGACAGAGCCCAGCGGGCGGGCAGCCAAGAAGACACCCACAAAGCGGAGCACCCUCAUCAUCUCAGGUGUUUCCAAGGUGCCCAUUGCGCAGGACGAGUUGGCGCUGUCGCUGGGCUACGCAGCCUCUCUCGAGGCCCUGGCGCAGGACGAUGCCGGAGACGGCGGCCCCGCUGCCCCGCCCUCCGACCCCCCAGCCGCCUUCCCGGGAGCCCCGGAUGCCCUCUGCAGCCCUACCAGUGUCCAGGAGGCCGAUGAGACCACGCGCUCGGACAUUUCCGAGAGGCCGUCUGUGGAUGAUGUUGAGUCGGAAACAGGCUCCACUGGUGCCCUGGAGACCCGCAGCCUCAAGGAUCACAAAGUGAGCUUCCUGCGCAGCGGCACGAAGCUCCUCUUCCGCCGGCGGCCCCGCCGGAGGGAGGCCGGCCUGAGCCAGUCGCACGAUGACCUCUCGGACUCCAUGGCCUCGCCCGGCGUCCGCAAGAAGGCCGGCAGCUUUUCCCGCCGCCUCAUCAAGCGCUUCUCCUUCAAGGCCAAGCCCAAGGCCGAUGGCAGCCCCGGCCCGCAGCUCUGA
Molecule: messenger RNA, 2112 nt
Organism: Pipistrellus nathusii (Nathusius's pipistrelle)
Lineage: Eukaryota; Metazoa; Chordata; Mammalia; Chiroptera; Vespertilionidae
Source: the annotation of a GenBank genome assembly